GGUGAGGAAGCUAGUGGAGGAUUUAGAUACAAAAUGGAAUUGGGAGAUAAUAGUAAUCAGUCUCUUAGGCGUUUUGAUAAAAACCAGGGACUGAGCUGGGGUCAAAAGAAAAUGUUACCUGGGACUUGGGCUGAAAACAGUGAUUCUAUUGGGAGAGAGGGAGUUAGGGAUGGCUUUAAAGACUCUCAAUACUCUUCACAGGGCACAGGAUAUGCAAGGAAAGGGGCAGGCCCGGUGUGGCCAAAACCUUUAUAUCAGCCUAAAUCAGUUUCUAAGGUGAUGCACGAUACCGAAACGGCUGCCCAACCUCCUAAAGAACCGGAGUUACGAGAUGAUCAGACCGAUAUGGUGACGGAAGAUGUGCCAGUGAUGCAAGAGAAAAAUCCUUCUGAGGGUUUGAUUUUUUCAGAAAGCACUGACGAUCUUCUGGAGGAUGGAGAAUGUCAUGUAGGUGACGACAUUGACAUUCAGGCUGUGGAGGAAGAAUUGUUGGAGGAUGAAGGAAAGGGGAGCUCUACGGAGGAAUCAAAUGUUCAAAAAGGUAUUUCUCAAAUCUCUGUUGAGUUGCCUGUGUUUAAGGUUAGUCGGAGAUUUAAUCGAAUUAGUCUUGAUGGCAAUAAUAUUCAGAAAAAUAGAAUAUCAAGUUUACAUGGAAUUAAAGGAGUAAAAGGUAGUAAAAAUUAUGCAACGAUUGUGGCCUCACCAGGGAAAAGACUGUUGUCUAAGGUAAUGACUCUUAAAUCUACAGGUGAUGUACACAAACAGAAAGCAGUGGGCAAGAAUAAACCAAAGGAUGGUGCAAAAACGGUUGGUGCAAACCGUUCGUCGAAGAAAGGGAUGGUGGCGCUCCUGAAACCACCGGCAAAUACGUGAAAGUCUUAAGCUGGAACUGUCA
Arabidopsis arenosa is the source of this 895-nucleotide messenger RNA. The record is from the annotation of a GenBank genome assembly. NCBI's taxonomy places the organism in Eukaryota, Viridiplantae, Streptophyta, Magnoliopsida, Brassicales, Brassicaceae.